This is a messenger RNA of Truncatella angustata, 1539 nucleotides long. RefSeq names its product glycosyl hydrolase. NCBI's taxonomy places the organism in Eukaryota, Fungi, Ascomycota, Sordariomycetes, Amphisphaeriales, Sporocadaceae. Gene Ontology annotation, biological process: carbohydrate metabolic process. The record is from RefSeq and is a predicted model, not a curated record. The transcript is spliced from 3 exons. Bases 1 to 1539 code for a protein of 512 amino acids. Gene Ontology annotation, molecular function: hydrolase activity, hydrolyzing O-glycosyl compounds.
AUGUCUACCAUGCUUCAAAAAGUCCUGAGCUUGUGGGGCCCAGCCGGUCCGGCCGGUGUAUCACACGGCUUCCACGCCGAUGACACAAAACCCGACUACCCCACAGCGGUGGCAGGGAAUCCGUUCGUAGAAGGAUUAUACGCGGAUCCAGACACGGCCAUCUACGAUGGCGAGUACUGGGUCUUCGCCACAACCUCCACUGAUUAUGAGAAGCAGACAUACAUGGACGCCUUCUCCAGUCCAGACUUGAUCAAUUGGACGAAGCACCACAAUGUCCUUACCCUAGAUAACGUCAAAUGGGCGACCAAGGCCCUGUGGGCUCCAGCGCCAAUAGCUAGGAACGGGAAGUACUACAUAUAUUUUGGAGCCAACGAUAUCCAGGAGGACGAAGAUCAGGACGGCCUUAUCGGAGGCAUCGGUGUGGCUGUUGCCGAUCACCCAGGGGGUCCGUACAAGGAUGCCAUCGGAGUGCCGCUCAUCGGUCAUUAUCAUCACGGCGCUCAACCAAUAGAUCAGGGUGUCUUCAUCGACGACAAAGACGGUCAAGCCUACAUCUACUACGGCGGACACGGACAUGCCAACGUAGCCAAACUCAACAACGAUAUGGUGUCCAUUGGGACCUUCGACAAUGGAACGCAGUUCAAGGAGAUUACACCGGAGAAUUACGUGGAAGGUUCGCUAAUGAUCAAGCGUAAUGGCAUUUAUUACUUCAUGUGGUCUGAAGGCGGCUGGCAGGGACCAGACUAUAGUGUCUCCUACGCCAUGUCCGAAUCACCUAUUGGGCCUUUCAAACGACAAGACAAGAUCCUCCAACAAGACAGUGCCGUUGCCAAAGGCAGCGGGCACCAUGGCAUAAUCAACGUGCCUGGCACGGAUAUCUGGUAUAUCGUUUACCACCGCAGACCUUUGAGUGAAUCGGACGGCAAUCAUAGGGUGCUUGCAUAUGACAGGAUGUUCUUCAAUGCCAACGACACCAUUGUCCCUGUCAGAAUGCUCGUACAAGAUAAUUUCGCAGACGGCAACAUGAUCGCUUGGAAGACCUACGGGUGUGACUGGUUUGUUGUGGAGGAACGCCUUACCGCUAGCAAUUCAUCGACGGGGCUGGCGAUGCUCGACACUAACUUCGAGUCUUUGUCGUUUGAGGCUACUGUGAACCUUUCAAAAUCCAAUGCAUCGGAUGCGGAGGCUGGUGUCAUAUUCCGAGCCGAGCUCCAGGACGAUGCUGGCUCAUUUCAAGGCUAUUUCGCUGGAGUGACAGCCUCAGGUGACAUAGUUCUUACGUACUCCCACGCUCUAAAUGGUACAGACGUUCUUGCACGCAAUAGUACUGAGAUUCUUCAUCUGGGCCAUGAGCACAGGCUUCGCGUAACAGGCACGGGCAACUCGAUACAAAUCUUCCUGGGCGACUCCAAGACCCCCAAGAUUGAUACUCAAGUUCCAGAUGGUUACCGGAGCAGCGGAGCAAAUGGAGUAAGAGUAUACAAGGCGGCAGCAAAGUUUGGAAGCAUCUCAAUCACACGACUGGGUGAUGGUCUUUAG